GCCGCUGCCCGCACCCGACAUGGCGGCGGCCGGCGGGGCGCGGGGCCGCACCAGCUUCCAGCGCCGGGCCGGGGCCGGAGCCCGCCCGGCCGCCCUGCCGGGCACCCGGCCCGCGCUGCGACACGGGCAGCUGCUGCUCUCCAGCGGGCUGCCCUCCCUCGACUGUGUGCUAGGUGGAGGCGUAGCUGUUGGAACCCUUCUUCUCAUUGAGGAAGAUAAAUACGGCCUUUACUCCAAUUUGUUGUUCAAGUAUUUUCUGGCAGAGGGAAUUGUCUGUGGACAUGACCUGUUCGUUGCUUCUGCUAAAGAGCAUCCUGACAACAUCUUGAAGGAACUUCCAGCCCCUUUGCUUGAUGAUACCUGUGGAAAGGAAUUGGGAGAUGAAGCAGCAGCUGUUAAGUCUGAGGAUUUUCAGGAUUCUAUGAAAAUAGCCUGGCGCUACCAAAAUUUACCAAAAAUGGAGGCCAGCCCAACGCCAUAUACAAAGUUUGGCCAUUAUUAUGAUAUUUCUAAGAAAAUGUCUCCAGAACUGAUUCAGUCCAUAAAAUGGCACAGUUUUUACCUUCACGAAGAACCGUCUUCACAGCCUAAAAUGAAAACAUGUAAUAUGAAUGGUGCUUAUGUGAGACUGCUUCAGUCCCUUCAGAGGAUCAUUGCCCAGGGAGGGUUCGAUGGCUCAGAUCCCCAGAAAAAACAAAAGAAUGUUUUGAGGAUAGGAAUUCAGGGUCUGGGUUCCCCGUUGUGGGGUGAUGACAUUUGUUGCAGUGAUACUCCUGAAGAUGUUCAUAGCCUUACAAAAUUCCUUUAUGUUCUCCGUGGCCUCCUCAGGAAAUCUUUGUCAGCCUGCAUCAUCACAGUUCCAGCUCACCUUAUCCAGCUUGCCAUUGAGAAGACCGAGGUUUACUCUAUGACCAUUAAUUGCCUUUUUCAUCACAUAGGAUGCGUAUUUUGUUUCCGUGUCUUACAGAAUAAAGCAAUUAUGGAACGUGUAACAAACUUGUCAGAUAUGGUAGUUGGCCUUGAAUCAUUUAUUGGCUCUGAGAGAGAAACCAAUCCAUUGUACAAGGAUUACCACGGUUUGGUUCAUGUACAUCAGAUUCCUCGGCUUAAUAGCUUGAUCUGUGAUGUGUCAGACACGAAGGACCUUGCUUUUAGAUUAAAAAGGAAGCUGUUCACCAUUGAGGUGUUCUGUGAAGGUGGAUUUUUUUUGGAGAAAGAGUCAGUCCUGUUUGAACUGUCAGACUUCAUCUUUCCUGUCACAUCCUGUUGAUAUGUCAGAGUGAACCUUGAGGUCCCAACAUGGCAAGCAGAGCUUCUCAUCUCGUAGGUCUCCUUCAUUGUAGUCAAAGGCUUUCUUCUGAAGUCAGUGAUCAUUUUCAUUAAGAGCCCAAAAUUUCUAAAUCUGUUGGCUGUCAGUGUCUCUUUUUAAAUGAUUGACAUGUACUAAAAAUGGUAGAAGUGUAAAUGAGCAAAAAUUGCAGCCAUCACUAAGUCACUGACUUUGAAAAUGCAAAGUAAGACCAGUGCAAAACUGGAAAACUACUGUGUAAUUGUUGCAGUUAAUAGGAAUACACAACUUGCAGCAUAUUUAAUGUGCAUUUCUUUUUUUCUUCCAUUUCUUGUGAUUUGUACAUAAGAGCAGUUUGUAUAUAAGGGAUGUUUAACCAACAUAACAGUAUCAACUAAAUUUAAAGGAGUGAAAUCUAUAGUACAUUAUUUGGAGAGGUUUUUUAUCUAGCUAAGCAAUAAUUGAGUGUUCUUUGAAACAGCUGCUUUCAUAAUGUGUUGUGCAUAACUUGGAGUUGUCUGGGUUCUCUGUAAGUUCUGCUACCCUUAACACACUGGAGAAAAAGGAAAGAUGAUGACCCAAGAUAAACAUGUGAAAACUUUCUCAGGUUAGAAGUUCCAGCAUUUGGCAGUGCAUGCCCUACUUAGCAAUGUCUCACUGUGUGUGUGAUAAGAUUGUUUUAGGCUCUUCAUGACUCACUACUCAGUUUUUCAAAGCUUCAGAUAUUUAUGUUAUACCAAGAGGGAGGAAAAGUCCUACAUAAUUAGUUCUGUUUACUUGAUUAUUAAUUUUAUUCAUAUACUAAGUGAAAAGUUCUGUUUACUUUGAUUACUAAUUUUACCUGUAUACUAAAUGAAGGUAUUUUCCCUCAGGUGACAUAGCUAGAGCAAAAUGCUUCCUUUUUCAUGUCCAAUUUGUUUAACUUCUAUUAAAAAGCAUGUUCUUCUUCCAGAAA
This is a messenger RNA of Pseudopipra pipra, 2243 nucleotides long. RefSeq names its product elongator acetyltransferase complex subunit 4 (gene ELP4). Gene Ontology annotation, cellular component: cytoplasm; elongator holoenzyme complex; transcription elongation factor complex. The record is from RefSeq and is a predicted model, not a curated record. Lineage: Eukaryota; Metazoa; Chordata; Aves; Passeriformes; Pipridae. The transcript has 10 exons. The coding region runs from base 20 to 1270 and encodes 416 amino acids. Gene Ontology annotation, biological process: tRNA wobble uridine modification.